Molecule: messenger RNA, 1358 nt
Organism: Brassica napus (rape)
Lineage: Eukaryota; Viridiplantae; Streptophyta; Magnoliopsida; Brassicales; Brassicaceae
Product: homeobox-leucine zipper protein ATHB-54-like
Exons: 3
Coding region: 320-1204 (294 amino acids)
Biological process (GO): positive regulation of DNA-templated transcription
Cellular component (GO): nucleus
Molecular function (GO): DNA-binding transcription factor activity, RNA polymerase II-specific; sequence-specific DNA binding
Source: RefSeq, a predicted model, not a curated record
GUGAACUCAUCAUGCACACUAGGAUCCGGUUUUUCUUUUCUUUUUUGAGGUUUAUUAAUAUUGAACCACAAUCAUCAUGUUUACACUGAGGAGCUAUGAGCUUUUACAUGGUGGUUGGCUGGUUGCAUAACAUGUUUAUAUCACUAUGUUUUUGUUUGUUAUACGUUUCUCCAGUAUUUUCCCUAAUAUAAAGAGUAACUUUUUAUUAAAUGUAACAUUGAGUUGUUUUUUUCUAAAGAGGCCUAUGGAUGGAAAAAAAUGUUAGUCAAUAGACUUGUUUGAACUCAGCUGAUUAUAAACCACAAGUGUGAUCCCUCUUAUGGCAAAACAGCACCUUUGUCUCACUCUUCUUACCAAACACUUAAACAAGCAAAAGGAAUCGUUUUUUCCUUCUUGUAACUUUUAUUUUUCACAAUUCCAUAAUUUAUCCUUUAUAAAAAGUGACUCUUGUGAGUCUCAACAUUUACAGCAAUUGACUCAGCAUUUUCAUUUACAACAUUCACCAAUGGAAAACUCAAACAUUGAUUCAGAAGUUUGGUUUCAGAACCAGAACCAAAACCAUUGCCUUAAGUUUCAUUCUUCUUGCUUUCCUCCAACCUCUCAAUCUGCUCUUUAUGGAUCUAGCUCAAUGAGCAAUACGGAGAUCAACACUGUGGACGAAGACGACGUCUGUGAGAGCUACAAGAUGCGUGAGACAACCAAGAAACGGAAGCUGACACCAAUCCAAUUGUGUUUACUAGAGGAGAGUUUCGAAGAAGAUAAACGACUCGAACCAGACAGGAAACUCUGGCUGGCCGAGAAGCUGGGUUUGCAGCCGACCCAAGUCGCUGUAUGGUUCCAAAACAGAAGGGCUAGGUUCAAGACUAGACAGCUAGAGCUCGACUGUGACUCUCUUAAGGCUAGCUAUGCUAAGCUCAAAACUGAUAGGGACAUUCUCGUUCGACAAAACCAAGCCCUCGAGAACAAGGUUGCACUUCUCAAAGAGGAGCUGAAAAUACAAGAGAAACUCGAAACUCAGUCUAUGGAAGCCGAGAAGCUUGGGGAAGAAGGUAGCUCGAUGAAAAGCGAUAAUACGCAGUACACUGAAGAAGAAGAAGAAGAAGAAGAAGAAGGCUUGGGAAGUAAUCAAUACAGCUUCCCGGAGCUUGCAGCUCUCGGAUUCUACUAUGACCCAACGUUGAGUGCUUCAAAUCUAGGGUUGUGAGCUUGUAACACUGUAGGUCUACAUCCCGUGUGGCCCAAGAUAACUUAUCUGCUUCUUUAUUUUUCUUAGGGUUCAUAUUGAGGCGAAAAAAACGUUGAAUAUUUUCAUGGUUGGUAAUAAAAAUCUUAUAAAUAAAAUAUUAAUUUUCUUGCAA